AAUCAAAUCAACUCAACAGUCAGGCCAAAGUGCAUUAUUUUCCUUGACAGAUCUCAAUCAUCUGAUAUUUUGGACGAGAUCUCAACAGACGUCAAGAUUGGGUUCUCCUGCUCCUUGCGGAGAAGCCCAACAUUCCUUUCCUUUAGUUCACAAUCACAAUCGCAUCUUCACCGUUGCUCCGAUCCUGGGCCCUACCGACGAGUCACCCAUUUCACAACACGCCGACGGCGCAAUACAUGCCUACCCCUACCCACCGGCUCGAGCUCUUACGAUGAUGCUUCGUGUAUAGGUAGUCUACACCGAGAAAGAGUUGGAUCUGAGUUGUACACAUCCACACAUUGCUGGCAGUCACACUUCCUCGGAGAGUCUCUCCGCAUCUGCCUUUGCUUGCGCAGAGGGCGGAGACUUCACUACCGACUAGGCAACUUUUCGAGUGUACAUCCUCACAAUGCCUUGCUUCAAGGGACUCGCGGUGAGCAUACACACUCCCAAUGGACCUAUCCCGGAGUACUCGGUGCAGAAAGCUUCCCGUCUAUCCAGGAUCAGCUCCUACAUACCUGUGCCACCAGCCAAAAUCCCAGCCGAUUCAUCAACGGGCCAACCUGAACAAUCCACAUUCGCGAUAUCUAUCACGCUGCUCACGCCAAACCAAGAAGUUCCUUAUUCUACUCCAAAAGCAACCCCAGACAAUUCCGAUCCCAAACCUAAAUUGGUCGGCAGUCUGCCGGGCCACCCUGGUGGACCAGCGAAGAACGCAGCAACCAUCGGACCCUAUGUCCCUCUCACUACGUCCCCAAAUGAAACGAUAGCAGCAUACAUCUACUUCGAUGGCCGUGCCAAAGAGGAGGUUGCAACAUUACUGCGGAAGGGUGAAGAGACCUGGGUAAAUUCCCGCUGGGUAAGUGUGCCCGAGAAAGAAGGAGGCGGCUUGGCAGAAAGAGAAUUCUUGUUUCGAGAGGUCGGACUCGAGCGAUGGCUGAAUGGUUUGGACCUUGAUGGUAAAGAUGCUGCUGCGACAAUCGAGCGACGCCGCCGGAAACUCGAAAAGAGGAGAACAAAGCGCAAGGAGACGGCAGGCAGCGACGACGAGGCGAAUGGCAGUGCCAAGGGCCUCCGGCGAAAGAGUACUCUGCGGUACGGCGAGGACGGCCAGCUCCAGGAUGUUUCUGACGACGAUGGCUCCCUCAGCGACAGCGCCACAGAUGACGAUGACGACGAUCCAAUCCCAGAGACCGCAGGUCAGAUCAAGGUUGCGUUGUUUAGAGUGCUGGCAUCUGGGGAGAUCAAACGCGGAGAGUAUUCGCCUCAGUUCGAUGCCCAUGACGAUUCUGAGGACUCGGCUGGGGAAGGCGCGGUCGCUAAUGGCGAAAGUAAGAACCGGGCAGAUGUGGACCACACAACCAGCUUCGCAAAGCCCAAGACUCUGGAUCCUAAGACGAUCUCGACUCAAACCGUCACCGGAAUAGAUCCUACCGACAAACCUUAUGCCGUCUUCACCUUUUUGUACCGAGGUGAACGACAAUUACAGAAAAUGGGCAUCCUUCCCUCCACAAAGACGGAGAAAGCAGUCCCCGCCGCAAAGAGACGAAGCAUAGCUCUCGACCUGCCCAAGCUGGGGCCUCUGAAGAAAGAAGGCACAGCGGGCUUCUCUAACUUCCGAGAGGGCGAAACACGCCGGCCGAGCAAAACAAAACGAGGCAGCGACGACGAAAUGGAGAGCGAUGAUGAGGACGACGGUCAGGGCAUUAUUGGCAAGAUGGAAGACAUCAAUGACGCGGAUGCCAAGAGAGAUUCCGACUUGCUUUCGCCCGAGGAUGCCGAACGGGCAGGUCAAGUGGCGGAGGGGAUCCGUAAGAUGAAGCUCAAACGGCAGCACUCGGCGGAACCAUUGAAUAGCAAUGGGACGACUGAAGCGCGUAAAAGCUCCAAGUCUGGCAGUCCCUCGACGGCAUCGACGCCCAAGGUUGGUGCUGAUGAGCAGGAGUAUUCCCCUCCCGCUGGAGCGCUUGAUAUCGGCAAACCCGCGGUUCCAGACGCCAACAAAGACGACGAAAGCUUCAUGGUCGGUAGCCCAAUGAAGAGAGCGCGUGCUAGUGUUGCCGAAUUCGACGACGACCUCAAAAGCCGAUUGGCUGGUGGUGGUCUUUCCACGUCUGCGGGUGCCAUGGGUGAAAUCCUUGGAUUCGGAGGACCCGCCCAAGCAUCAACCACCGCUUCCAAUCCAUCCGGUCUGCAAUUCGGAGGUGCCUUGGGUAAGAAACCCGCCGAUGACGACGAAGAGCUGUGAGGCAGCCUCUACUUAAUUAACCUGGCACGUCGCGAUUCUGCAUAUCGAGCAUUUUCAUGGCGCGUAUGACUGGUGGCCUGCUUUUCUCCGCAGCAACUUUCGACUUCCCUUGCAACAAAGGCGCUGUUUACACGGUUGGGACAGUUGGAGUCAGUUUUGCCGGCAUUGGGAUUGGAAAGUCCAUGCAUUCUCCAUUUUCAUUUGUUCUCAGAGCAAGCACAAGAUGAUAUGAAACACGGCGCUCAUAGUCUGUCCAGGAGACACAAAGCGACGGAAAUU
Exophiala viscosa is the source of this 2566-nucleotide messenger RNA. RefSeq lists its product as uncharacterized. Bases 449 to 2287 code for a protein of 612 amino acids. The transcript has 2 exons. NCBI's taxonomy places the organism in Eukaryota, Fungi, Ascomycota, Eurotiomycetes, Chaetothyriales, Herpotrichiellaceae. The record is from RefSeq and is a predicted model, not a curated record.